CAACCCAACCCAACUCAACCAACCCAAUAGUCCAACCAAACCCAACCCAACCAACCCACUGGUCCAUCCCAAUGGUCCAACCUGCGUGUUGUGCAACGCUAAAAUCGGCUGGAACCAUUGGUUGGAAUCAUUGGCUGGAACUUUGUAUUUGCAGUUUACAAUCUCUAGGACGAAUUAAUUUUUUUUCAAAAAAGGACUUUGCAAUGUUGUAGAUUGCUCAUGUGAAUUAAAACUGAAGUGGGCAAACCGCCAGUGGCAACCAACUGCCUUUACUCUCUCAUGAUAUCUUGCCAUCCAUGAAGACGCUUAUUGAUAUUUUGAUGAUUGAAAUGGACAUUUUGAUUUCGUGCUGGCCGCUGGGAUGUUCACAAAGAAUUAGACAUUUUUUAUUCUUGGCGUUUGAGAAGUAUCAAGAUAUUGGUACUGAGGACAUAGAAGUGACCCUGCUUUUCAUGUGUGAGUUCAACGAUGACGUCACAAUAUAACUCGUGAUAUUUAUUCUUGGAAGCCGCAUUAGACGACAUUGCCACGUUUACUUUCGUUUGAGUUGUUUCAAUGAAAAUAUAAUUGUAACGUCUAUAUAUUCGUUGAUAAAAACUGCUGUUUGGUAUUGCAAAGCGAAAAACGAACAAACACAAUCGGGACGAGCAAAUCGAGCGUCGAGAGCAAAAGUCUGCCUUCAGAUUUGUACCAGAUUGAGAAGCUGUGAAUAGAAAAUGAAUAGUUCAUCUGACGAGGAUUAUGAUGAUCUUGAAAUGUCUGAGGGGAGUGAUAUACAGGAUAACAUAGAUCAACUUCGACCGCAAUUUCUAAAUUUGAUGAAUGAAUUUGCUGAUGCUGAGAUGUUUCUUAUUGAUGGCGAUUCCUUGCUGAUGGAGCAGGCUUUGGACAAAAAUCUAGACUGGACUUGUAGUGGUCAAUUGCUUCAUCUUGUUUACCUUUUCGAACGUUAUCUUCAUCUUUUUGUUCGUAAAGGUGGCGUCUUUGAAAUAGUAUUUUUCCAAGAUCUCGGUAAAAUGUGGAAAACACAAACAAGUAUCCACCUUGCACGUAAUGUCAUUAUAGAGCAUCUAAAAGCAAACGUUACACAUAAGAUUUUAUGUGAAUUUGAAAGUCCGUGGGAUAUGAAAUUUCAAAAAUACAUAGAAGAAUUUGCUCCUUCUUUUAUGCUUCUUUCCGACGGAUUAAUGUCACGAAAUUCAAAUCAAAACUUUAUCCAUAAAGAUGCACCUGAAUUGUUUGAACAUCAUUUUUUACAAGUUUUGAGUUUGAAAUUAAAUAUUGCGUUUACAAAUCCAAUUGAAUUUGGUACAUCCACCCUUAACGGCUUUCAUAUUAUGUAUGAGCGAAAAUUCAGCGAGUGGGAGAUACCCGAAACAAAUCCAAUUUUACAAUGAUGAAAGCUUCCUUGCAAAUGAAAAAAUCAUUGAAAAUGUUUGCACAGCAGUGAAAAGCAAUUUAUCCUUACUGGAUGAAUCAUGUCAAAUUAAUGGUGUCAUUGAUGGUCGACUUCUGCUGUUUGUUGUGUCAACUUGUGUUUACAUGAAAUCAUUGAGGAGUUCAGAAAACAAAGAUUUCCAACAGGAUAUUGCACGUCUUAUUCUUAUUCAUGCGGUCUUACUUACAUCACUUCCUCUGAAAUACCGAGCGUAUUCUCUCGAAAAGGUUCAUCAUUUAAUUUACAACAAAUCAUCAUUUCGUGAUAAAUUGAAGAAUAGUUUAUUAAGAUAUCAAUUUGUAAUGGCCGAAGUCUUGCGAGUAACCAAAAUGACAACGAACUACCAUUUGCUACACAAACGAUUUGUGACUCGUGGGAUGGACGUUUGAUUUACCACAUACUGUUUUUGCUGCUUGAAAACUCGAGUGAUAAAAGUGCUUUGACAUUGACGCCUUCUCAACAUAAAAAAAUUGCAUGUCUGGUACGUGCAAUAUCGUCAUUACUGAAGGAGAAUGAAUGGUUAGAUGUACCUUAUCUUCAAUAUCUUGAUGUCAAUUAUUCAAAGAAAAGCUGUGAUGUUAGUCACUCAAAAUCAACUUUUGGGCAAACUAAUUUUUUGAAU
Messenger RNA from Xenia sp. Carnegie-2017, 2060 nucleotides. Its product is annotated as probable ATP-dependent RNA helicase DDX60. Lineage: Eukaryota; Metazoa; Cnidaria; Anthozoa; Malacalcyonacea; Xeniidae. Gene Ontology annotation, cellular component: cytoplasm. The transcript is spliced from 4 exons. The coding region runs from base 717 to 1397 and encodes 226 amino acids. The record is from RefSeq and is a predicted model, not a curated record.